Labrus bergylta (ballan wrasse) is the source of this 2353-nucleotide messenger RNA. It is a transcript of the gene naa40, whose product is annotated as N-alpha-acetyltransferase 40, NatD catalytic subunit. Lineage: Eukaryota; Metazoa; Chordata; Actinopteri; Labriformes; Labridae. Gene Ontology annotation, molecular function: protein N-terminal-serine acetyltransferase activity; histone H2A acetyltransferase activity; histone H4 acetyltransferase activity. The record is from RefSeq and is a predicted model, not a curated record. Gene Ontology annotation, cellular component: nucleus.
AGAAGCAGCACCUGAACGCAUCGUAGUUGGACGACGCCGGAGACGAGAGGGAAAGAAAAGGGCAAGGAAGGGACCUGUGAUAAAUUCAGCCUCUCACUCUUGGCGCCAAUCCGAUUUAAAGAGGAAAAAAAAAAAACAGCCAAUUUUCUUUUGACAUUUUCAUCAACGGCGAACUGCUGCUUUGCCCGCAAGCCAAUCGCUCGGUUGCUACACUCGGCUAGCUUCGUUAGCACAUUAUCUAUCAUUGUCAUAUUAAUCUGGCCCCCUUCUCACUGUCUGUAGUCACGAUACUAAUAACUCAGCAACAGUGAAGCACAGGGACAAUAGAGGUGUGUUUCUGCAGAGGCAUCGAGAAGACAAAGCUGCAACAACAACAAAAAAAUGGGGAGGAAGUCCAACAGGGCAAAGGAGAAGAAGGCACGACGCCUGGAAGAGCGGGCAGCUAUGGAUGCCGUCUGUGCAAAAGUGGACGCAGCAAAUAAGCUUGAUGACCCACUGGCUGCCUUCCCAGCCUUCAAGAAGUACGACAGAAAUGGGCUGAACCUGCAGAUAGAGUGUAAGAGAGUGACCACGCUCAACCCGCUGUCUGUGGAGUGGGCCUUCGAACUCACGCGAGCCAACAUGCAGACACUGUAUGAGCAGAGCGAGUGGGGCUGGAAAGAGAGGGAAAAAAGGGACGAGAUGAACGACGAGAGGGCGUGGUACCUGCUGGCCCGCGACGGCGACUCCGCUCCCGUGGCCUUCUCUCACUUCCGGUUUGACGUGGAGUGUGGGGAGGAGGUUUUAUAUUGCUAUGAGGUGCAACUAGAGAGUCGAGUUCGGAGGAAAGGACUCGGCAAGUUCCUCAUUCAGAUACUUCAGCUCAUCGCUAACAGUACUCAGAUGAAGAAGGUGAUGCUGACAGUUUUUAAACACAACCACGGGGCUUACCAGUUCUUCAGAGAAGCUUUACAGUUCGAGAUAGACGAGACUUCGCCGAGCAUGUCUGGUUGCUGCGGCGACGACUGCUCUUACGAGAUCCUGAGCCGGCGGACCAAACACGGCGAGGCCUCGGCCGGACACACCCACGGGGGCGGCCACUGCGGUGGCUGCUGCCACUGAUCCACCUCACCGCCUCCCCCCCCCCCCCCUUACACCUUCUACGAUUGGUUAAAAAAAAAAAAAAAAAAAAGCCAGCAACUUUCAUCCGUUGCUGUGUGUGAAAGCUUUAGCUGCCUGCUACUCUUCAGACGUUUCUGAGUUGAAACGGCUGUAGAGGGCCGUUUAAAAAUGUAUCGAUGGUGAGAACACCCGUUCUCUCAUUACACAGUCAGACUUGUGUGGUUUUUUUGUUUUUGUUUUUGUGUAUUCCUACUACGAAGGCAGCAUCAGUGUGAGCUUUCACACAUAGCCUCUGAUUAUUAUUUCCUUUCCUACUUCUUGGUUUAAUGUCCGGCCGUAUAUUUCCUCACUCUCUUAUCUCAGUUAAUGAUGACAGUUAGUAUUUCAGAGUCAAGAUCAAGCUAAGUUAUUGCUGAGAUUUUCGACCACUGCAGCGAAUCUCAUCCCAACCCGCUCUUCUUCUUCUUCUUCUUCUUCUUCUUCUUCUUCUUCUUCUCCCAACACGUUCGACUUUAUUGCAUCAUUGCGCCGUGCUUCUGGAAUAGUUUAGGAACCGAAAUUGGCUGCUGGCUCAAUUCUGUAUUACAGAAAUGCAUCACCCAUCACGAUGUCUCAAUCAUUUAUCGGUAGACGAUUAUUAAUCAUGCCCUCGAUAAAGUAAAAGUUGAAUCUAAGCCAGUAACACGCUGCUUUCAGUCAUACAGCCCCUGGAUUCUCUGGGAUUCUGAGACUACUUGCCUGUUGCGCUGUCCCUGGAUUUGCUCGCGUAUAUGGCUUGUGAGUUUUCCAACAACAUUCAUUACAGCUACUGUUCAGAGCCACAUCGGUCCAUGACGCUGUACUACUGUCACUAGAUCAAGGUUUGCUGUAAGAGCUAGACACCUAAAGACGGAGAUGUCUAAUCCGCUUUCAACUCUUGAAAGCGGAUGACACAAGUUGUCCGAGACAAGUCCCAAAUUGAAUUAGGUCAAAUAUUUGAUUUCAACAUUUGUAGCCUCCAACACUCCUGACAGUAAUGCCAGGGUUGGAGUUGGCUGCCUUGUUCUCUCAGAUGUCCGACAUGCUUUAACUGUCCAGACCAGACGUGAAUGUCAUGGACUACAAAUCCCAGCUUCACAGAUGACGCAAGGUUUCAUCGGUUUAAGAAAUCACCUAAUUCUAAGCUUUUAUUUCCACCAUUUCUUUUUUUUUUUUUAUUCCUCCCUUGUUUUCAUUUCUUACAGAUACAAAUGAGAGACCGCCCCCCCUCCUC